CUUUUUAGAGGAAGCUACCAAGGGCUGAGAGCAGUGUAGCUGAAUGUGCUGAGGGGACAGGAUUGACAGAUAUUCCCGAUUUUCCACAGGAACGGGCCUCAUCAUUUCUGUGUCCUGCUUCUACAUAUCUUAUAUCUCUCGUGGUCGGACCACUGGUGUGUGGACUUGUACAUGAUGAAUUGUGAACUUCUAGCCACAUGUAGUGCCCUUGGGUACUUAGAGGGAGACACUUACCACAAAGAACCAGAUUGCUUAGAGAGUGUAAAGGAUUUGAUCCGCUACUUGAGGCAUGAGGAUGACACUCGCGAUGUGCGGCAACAGUUGGGGGCAGCCCAGAUCCUGCAGAGUGACCUUCUACCCAUCCUUACCCAACACGGCCAGGACAAGCCUCUCUUCGAUGCUGUUAUCAGGCUGAUGGUGAACUUGACACAACCAGCUUUGCUCUGUUUUGGCAGUGUGCCCAAAGAACCAAGCUUUCGUCACCAUUUUCUGCAGGUGCUAGCCUACUUGCAGGCCUACAAAGAGGCCUUUGCCAGUGAGAAGGCUUUUGGAGUCCUCAGUGAAACUUUGUAUGAGCUGCUACAGCUGGGCUGGGAGGAACGACAAGAGGAAGACAACUUGCUGAUUGAACGGAUCCUGCUGCUGGUCAGAAAUAUUCUCCAUGUUCCAGCCGACCUUGAUCAAGAAAAGAGGAUCGAUGAUGACGCCAGUGUCCAUGACCAGCUUCUCUGGGCAAUUCACCUCAGUGGCCUGGAUGACCUGCUUCUCUUUCUGGCCAGCUCACCUGCUGAGCAACAGUGGAGCCUGCAUGUGCUAGAGAUUGUAUCCCUUAUGUUUCGUGACCAGAACCCUGAACAGCUGGCGGGAGUAGGACAGGGGCGCUUAGCUAAGGAGCGGAGCACAGAUGUGGCAGAACUGGAGGUGUUGCGCCAGAGGGAAAUGGCAGAAAAGAAGACUCGAGCCCUUCAGCGAAGCAACAGACAUUCUCGAUUUGGGGGCUCCUACAUUGUCCAGGGGUUGAAAUCCAUUGGGGAGAGGGACCUCAUCUUUCAUAAAGGUCUCCACAAUCUCCAAAACUACAGUUCAGAUUUGGGAAAGCAGCCCCGAAGGGUGCCUAAACGUCGGCAGGCUGCCCAGGAGCUGUCCGUUCAGCGCCGCUCCGCCCUCAAUGUGAGACUCUUCCUCAGAGACUUCUGCUCUGAGUUCCUGGAGAACUGUUAUAACCGGCUCAUGGGCUCAGUGAAGGAUCACCUGCUGCGAGAGAAGGCUCAGCAGCAUGAUGAGACCUACUACAUGUGGGCCUUGGCUUUCUUCAUGGCCUUCAACCGAGCUGCCUCCUUCCGGCCAGGCCUGGUUUCUGAGACCCUCAGUGUCCGUACCUUCCACUUCAUUGAGCAGAACCUCACCAACUACUAUGAAAUGAUGCUGACGGACCGCAAGGAAGCUGCCUCCUGGGCACGUCGGAUGCACCUGGCCCUGAAGGCCUAUCAGGAGCUGCUGGCCACAGUGAAUGAGAUGGACAUGUCCCCAGAUGAGGCUGUGAGGGAGAGCAGCCGCAUCAUCAAGAACAACAUUUUCUAUGUGAUGGAGUACCGAGAGCUGUUCCUGGCACUCUUUCGAAAGUUUGAUGAGAGAUGUCAGCCACGCUCUUUCCUUCGUGACCUGGUAGAAACCACUCACCUCUUCCUCAAGAUGUUGGAGCGGUUCUGUCGGAGCCGUGGGAACCUGGUGGUGCAGAACAAACGAAAGAAAAGAAAGAAGAAAAAGAAGGUCCAAGAUCAGCCUGUUGCUUCUGGUAAUGUCUCCUAUAGCACAGGGGAACUAGAAGCUAUGUGGCCAUCCCUGGCCGAGCAGCUACAGUGCUAUGCCCAGGAUCCUGAGCUCAGUUUGGACUCCAUGGUUCCCUUUGAUGCGGCCUCAGAGGUGCCAGUGGAAGAGCAGCGGGCAGAAGCCAUGGUGCGGAUCCAAGACUGUCUCCUGACUGGCCAGGCCCCACAGGCCCUAACCCUCCUUAGGUCUGCCCGGGAGGUGUGGCCAGAGGGAGAUGUGUUUGGCUCUCAAGACAUUUCUGCAGAGGAAGAGAUCCAAUUGCUGAAACAGAUUCUCUGUGCCCCGCUUCCCCGGCAACAGGGGUCAGAGGAACAAGGGGCAGAGGAAGAGGAAGAGGAGGAGGAGGAGGAGGAGGAAGAGUUGCAAGCGGUCCAGGUGUCAGAAAAAGAAUUUAAUUUUCUGGACUACCUGAAACGUUUUGCAAGCUCAACUGUUGUGCGAGCCUACGUGCUGCUGCUGCGGAGCUACCGACAGAACAGUGCCCACACUAACCACUGCAUUGUCAAGAUGCUGCACCGGCUGGCCCAUGACCUCAAAAUGGAAGCCCUCCUUUUCCAGCUCUCCCUCUUCUGCCUCUUCAACCGUCUGCUUAGUGACCCAGCUGCUGGGGCCUAUAAAGAGCUAGUGACUUUUGCCAAGUACAUCCUGGGCAAGUUCUUUGCGUUGGCUGCAGUCAACCAAAAAGCCUUUGUGGAGCUGCUGUUCUGGAAGAACACAGCUGUGGUUCGAGAGAUGGCCGAGGGCUAUGGCUCUCUGGAUGGCGGAUCUUCCAGUCGCAGACCCCCGGUGUGGAGCCCAGAGGAGGAGGCCCAGCUUCAGGAACUGUACCUCGCCCAUAAGGAUGUGGAAGGUCAGGAUGUGGUAGACACCAUCUUGGUGCACCUGAAAACCCCUCGGACACGCAAGCAAGUUAUCCACCAUCUGGUACGGCUGGGACUGGCUGACAGUGUCAAGGGCUUCCAAAGGAAAGGAACCCAUAUUGUACUGUGGACAGAAGAUCAGGAGCUGGAGCUGCAGCGGCUUUUUGAGGAGUUCCAGGACUCAGAUGAUGUGCUAGGUCAUAUCAUGAAGAAUAUCACAGCCAAACGCUCACGGGCCCGAAUAGUGGAUAAGCUGCUGGCUCUGGGGCUGGUGGCUGAGCGGCGGGAGCUAUAUAAGAAACGCCGGAAGAAGCUGGCACCCUUGAGCUCGCCUAAUGGAGAGGAGUCCCUGAAAGAUUUUUGCCAGGAAGAUCUGGAAGAAGAGGAAAUCCUGCCAGAGGAAGAGAGUGAAGAAGAUGAAGAGAAAGAGGAGGACUCAGAAGCAGAGCAAGCCCAGGGUAGCUCAGUGCUUUCAACUGAAAACCUUGGGCAAAGCCUGUAUCAGGAAGGCUUUUCUGCUCCCCUUCUGUGGCUCCAGAACUGCCUGAUUCGAGUAGCGGAUGAUCGAGAAGAGGAUGGCUGCUCGCAGGCAGUGCCUUUGGUGCCGUUGACAGAAGAAAAUGAGGAAGCAAUGGAAAAUGAACAGUUUCAACAGCUGUUGCGCAAGCUAGGAGUUCGGCCUCCUUCCUCUGGGCAGGAAACCUUCUGGAGGAUUCCAGCCAAGCUGAGUCCUUCCCAGCUCCGGAGGAUAGCAGCUUCUUUGAGUCAGCCAGAGGAGGAGCAAAAACUUCGGCUAGGACUAGAACCGAAAGUCCCUGGAGAGCAAAACCCUGAGGAGGAGCACCAAAGGGAACAGCGAGCACAAGCCCUGAGGGCCCUCCAAUUGGCCCGGAAAAAGAAAGCUGGCCCGGUGUCCCCCAGCGGGGAAGGGACCACUGGUGAGAAAGAACAGCUGCAAAUGGUACCCAGGAAGCGACAACUGCUGGACAGCGAUGAAGAACAGGAGGAGGAUGAGGGCAAGAACAAAGCACUAGAAUCCAGAGCUCCAGGAAUCCAAAAGAAGAAACGGUUUCAAAUUGAGGAUGAAGAUGAGAAUGACUGAAGGGCCAGAAGCUUUGGGGUAGAGAAGACAUGAAAACAUUCUCACCUCAAGAUCCUUUGUCUAGGAUAAAUCUUCAGGAUGACAAGUGUAUACAGCAGGAAGAAGCAGGAGCCACAAAGGGUGCAAGAGCCAGUUUUCCAGCAUGGAGCAGAGUGGAGGAUAAAGUCUGGGCAAGAAAGAGAUGAAUAAAUACUGCAAAUGC
Molecule: messenger RNA, 3994 nt
Organism: Herpailurus yagouaroundi (jaguarundi)
Lineage: Eukaryota; Metazoa; Chordata; Mammalia; Carnivora; Felidae
Gene: TIMELESS
Product: timeless circadian regulator
Exons: 30
Coding region: 172-3792 (1206 amino acids)
Biological process (GO): replication fork arrest; DNA repair; DNA replication checkpoint signaling
Cellular component (GO): replication fork protection complex
Molecular function (GO): DNA binding
Source: RefSeq, a predicted model, not a curated record